UCAAAAAGGCAAAAUAAAAAUAUGAAGUGUCAAAGCAAGAAAUAUCUCUCAAGUAUAUUAGGUUAGGUUAUUUGAAAAGUUUUUGGGAUUCCACUUAAAUUUAAAUUUAUUUAUUCUUAUUUAACCAGACCAUAAAUAAUGAAUUUUCUACGGAGAGGCUUAGCACUCCUUUCUACUGGUAUCAAAACACAAUGUACACAAAUCAAAGCUAUAACAAAUGUGCCUUUUCCAAGUCCGACAGCUGCACCUCCCGCGGGAUUGGUGGCUCGAGCCAUGGCAUCACUCGCACAAAUGCAUAGAACUGGCCCUCACAAAAAAGUUCGGAAAUCAAGAAAUCCACUUAACGGAAACCCUUUCGCAAAGGGUGUUGUUCUGAAGACACUUAUAAAGAAGCCCAAGAAGCCAAACUCAGCAAACAGAAAGUGCGUGUUGGUCCGUUUGUCUAAUGGAAAGGAAAUGGUAGCCUACGUGCCUGGCAUCGGUCACAACCUACAGGAGCACAAUAUCGUAUUAGUCAGAGUUGGCAGAUUGAAGGACUGCCCCGGAGUGAAACUGAAGUGUGUCCGUGGGAAAUAUGACCUGUCACAUGUUGUCAAACAGAAAGUGUGAAGUGGUUGCGAGUGCAGCGUCAGGGUCAGUGCUCAUCAGGCAGGAAAAUGCUUAAGCAAGUUUUAAUUUAUUAAUUAACCUUAAUACAUCAUGAAAGUUGAAAAUAGUAUGUCAUCAAGCACAAAGCACUAUAAUACAAACUUUAUUAUACACACAUCGAGCCUCGGGAUAGACAAAGUCUUGAAGGCCAUUAUCAGCAGAAUUGAUUAAUGAUAUGAGAUUCAGAUAGUGAAUGGUUGCAAUAGGUAUUUGGUGUUACAUACUUAAAUUCAAUUAAAAUUCAAUAGAUAGAGCCAGCUGUCUUGAAGACUGAAAGGCUCAUUCAGCUGUGGCUUUAUGAUGGAAUUGACAUAGAAUUAGAUUUUCAAAUUUUAAAAAUAUUGAAUUAAGAUUUGUGUUUGCUGCCUACUUUGCGAAAACAUUUUUCGCCUGAUAUGUAUUGACUCAUCUGACGAGCUUCAUUACCACUGCAGAAACAAAGCAAAUGACCGCAAACUACCGCUUUUGGUAAUAGUGUUUGGCUCAUUUGUGUUGUGUGCGUGUGUGUACUGAAAAGGCUUGUCGACAUGUAAAUUUCUUUGUUUUUUUUUAGAAUGUUUAGUAUUAGACAAAUUAUAUAAGUGAAGUUUAAGUAUAUAA
Molecule: messenger RNA, 1248 nt
Organism: Amyelois transitella
Lineage: Eukaryota; Metazoa; Arthropoda; Insecta; Lepidoptera; Pyralidae
Gene: mRpS12
Product: small ribosomal subunit protein uS12m
Exons: 5
Coding region: 139-609 (156 amino acids)
Biological process (GO): translation
Cellular component (GO): small ribosomal subunit; ribosome
Molecular function (GO): structural constituent of ribosome
Source: RefSeq, a predicted model, not a curated record